Messenger RNA from Linum tenue, 587 nucleotides. NCBI's taxonomy places the organism in Eukaryota, Viridiplantae, Streptophyta, Magnoliopsida, Malpighiales, Linaceae. The record is from the annotation of a GenBank genome assembly.
CGAGCCAGGCUGGAAGCGCGUCACAUGCUAUAUGGGUCACUUGAAGAAGAUUUUAAUAAGAUUAGAUCAUAUAUAGGCCAUCUUGUGAAAGUUGACCUGCAAGGAUCCUUUCUUCUCGAGGUGGAUGUAGAUCCGAGCAGUGACAAGGUGUUCUUCAAGAGACUCUAUAUUGGUUUCUCCCGUUUGAGCAAAGAUUCCUGGCAGGAUGUAGACCCUUCUUCUGCCUCGAUGGUUGUUUCUUAAAGAGGGAGGUUGAAGGAAUUCUUCUAUCUUCAGUUGGGAAGGAUGGGAACAACCACAUGUUCCCAAUUGCAUGGGCAAUAAUGGAGUCUGAGAACAAAUCCUCUUGGAUUUGGUUCAUAAAUGCGUUGCAAAACCAACUUGGUACAACUUACGGUAGUGGGUUUACUAUUGUCUCAGACCAACAGAAGAGGCUUGUAGAGGCUCUACAUGCUUGCUUGCCAAAUGCGGAACACCAAAAAUGUGCUCGGCAAGUGCAUGCUCACUUUCGAGAGAAGCAUAAGAUGACAAUAGCUAGUGAUCUGUAUUGGGAAGCUGUCUACUCUCUCAAUGAGCCAGAUUGGAGG